This is a messenger RNA of Abrus precatorius (Indian licorice), 925 nucleotides long. RefSeq names its product protein OPI10 homolog. Gene Ontology annotation, biological process: protein import into nucleus. The record is from RefSeq and is a predicted model, not a curated record. Gene Ontology annotation, cellular component: cytosol; nucleus. The transcript has 2 exons. Gene Ontology annotation, molecular function: nuclear import signal receptor activity. Lineage: Eukaryota; Viridiplantae; Streptophyta; Magnoliopsida; Fabales; Fabaceae. The coding region runs from base 159 to 728 and encodes 189 amino acids.
AUCCAGAAUGUUCUAAGCAAAGCACGAGGCUUCUCUCUUUCUUUGCUCCUUUCUUUACCUUUGAAGCAGUGCAGAAGCAGAACACUCAAACCACUGCAUCUGAAGAAUCUGCAUCAUUCAAAUAUUGUGAGCCCACGCAGAAGAAAGAGAUUCUCAACAUGUUCGGAGUAGUUUUUCCAAACCGAAGCUUCCCUAUGGACAUUUCAACCUUCUCCCAAAUCGACACCUUCCACUGGGUUCUCGACAUGAACACUUUCGUAGGUGAGGCGUACGAUCAGGUUCGCGAGCUCUGCAUCUUCCUCCUCAACAGCUUCACCCUUCCGCCGGAGAAGGCUCUCGCCGUCUACAUCCAGUCGCCGGGAUCGCCCUUCGUCUUCUGCGGCGCCGUCACGGUGACGCGUCCCUCCGCCGUUCUCACCCUGGCGUGGCCGGAGCCUGGCGCUGACGGGCAGCUGCAGCUGACGGCGGACGCGCAGCCGCUAUCGGCGAAGAUCGGGGUGUCGGUGGAGGAUCUGGCGUCGCUGCCGUCGCUGGACGUAGCGGCGGAGAAGCGAAUCGAAGGGUUAGCGAUGAAGGUUGGGGAGAACCUUUUCAAUUUCAUGCAAUCGUUUUGUGGCGUCGAUGGGUCCAAGUUGAUUGUUCCCAUGGAUAUUUUGGAUCGGUGGUUCAAGAAGUUUCAGGAACGGGCAAAGCGUGACCCUGAAUACUUGAAGGGUUUUGCUUUGUAAGUCAUAAACUGAAGAUGAAUUGUUUCUUCUUCUUUUUUUUUGUUUAUUUAAUUUAAAAUUUGUCGCUUUUUCUUAAAUGGUGUAAAAUUAAUAUUAUAGAGAAUAGAAAUUAGGGCUCAGCUUGUGUUGUUGUUCUAAUUUAAAAAUUUAAACCGAUUCAAUUCAAAUUGGAGAGGUGACUAUAACAAUGGUGUUGC